UAAACAUACGACUGCCUUGCCCUCACGUUUUCUCGCCCAAAUUCAUUUCGUAUAUACGUAUGUUCGCGUGUCGUAACACCCCACUUCUCCACGAUUUCUCUUCAACCACACCACAAUCUUUCGUAGAGACGACGACGACGACGUCGACAAACAGACUGGUACAGGCGCAGCAGCAGAUCAACGACGACACUCUUGCCAUCCUCUGCUCCUGCUGCUGCUGCUGCAUGCACUCACGCUGCUCCCCUCCUCCAUCCCUCAUUUAGUCCUGUCCUCUACACAUACAUACAUAUAUAUAUAUAUAUUGAUUGAUAGCUGCCUGCUGCUCUCUGCACUCCCCCGCUGGGCCUGUCGCCUUCCCUACCCCUCUCUUCAAUUUAAAAUCUUUGGUACCAAACGAUGAGACGCUCUGACUUUACCCUUGGACGUUAAUUCGAUUGCGCGAUUUUUGGUUCGAUCAAGGGUUUCUGAUUUCUUCCUGGAUUUGAGUUAGGGUUUAGGAAACGGGGAUUCUGAUUGCAAUAUUAGGAAAUGGGGUCGAAUAACUGCACGAACGAGGCGUGCCGUGGAACGACGUUGUCCGAGUGGAAGAAAGGCUGGAGCUUGAAAUCCGGCGGAUUCGCCACACUCUGUACCGCCUGCGGCUCAGCGUACGAGAAUUCGAUGUUCUGUGAAACUUUUCACUUGGAGGAAUCCGGUUGGAGAGAAUGCAGAGUAUGUGGAAAGAGAAUCCACUGUGGUUGUAUUGCAUCGAGACAUCUGCACGAAUGUAUGGAUUUCGGAGGGGUUCGGUGCACCAACUGUACUAAGCCUUUGGAAGUACAUCCGGUGCACCAAUCGAUUCAGAUUCCAUGCAACAUACCCAGCGACGCAAUUGUUGCAAAUGCUGUUCAAGACAUUCAUCCUGUAGUUUGUGAGGAAAAAAUCGAUGGGGACAAGUUUAGCACUGAGAAGCUACUGCAACUGACGAAGGUGAUCAGCACCAACAACGCAUGUUCGGCAUUCGAGCAAUAUAAACAAGACGACCCCAUUUUCAAAAUUAUGCAGAGCAGCAAAUGCCCUGCGACUCUUCCGGAACAGCAUUCUGCUCCAUCCCUUCUUAAACCUGACAACAGCAAGCCAAAAGAUGGGGUUAAGGGUAUGUUCGAAUCUGCAGCUCAACGAUCAAUAAAUUUUGCUCGGGUGAAUCCAUUAGGUUGUUCUGGAAUCGGGGUACCUUUUCCAAGCGGAAUUAACAAAGGCAGUGGACAGAGCAAGAGUUCUUCACCACUAGACCAAAAAGAAUGUCAUAUUAUGCCGAAGCUGCCCAAACCCAGCUCCCCAAUAGUUUCAGAAAUAAAUAAAGGAGCCGUUUCACAGGUACGUGUCGCCAGACCUCCGGGGGAAGGGCGCGGCCGCAAUCAGUUACUACCUCGGUAUUGGCCGAGGAUCACUGACCAAGAACUGCAGCAGUUAUCUGGAGAUUUGAAAUCAACAAUCGUGCCGUUGUUUGAGAAAAUUCUGAGCGCUAGCGAUGCGGGGAGAAUUGGUCGCCUCGUCCUUCCGAAAGCCUGUGCUGAAGCCUACUUUCCCCCUAUAAAUCAAUCGGAAGGCAUACCGAUACGAAUUCAAGACAUAAAGGGAAAAGAAUGGACAUUUCAGUUUCGGUUUUGGCCAAAUAACAACAGCCGUAUGUAUGUGUUGGAGGGUGUUACUCCGUGCAUCCAAAAUAUGGAUGUACGAGCUGGCGACACAGUGACGUUUAGUCGGAUAGACCCUGGCGCUAAGCUUGUGAUAGGCUGUCGGAAGGCACUGAAUAACGGAGAAGGGCAGGAUGCACAGACAACCACUUUGCCAAACGGCGAUUCUGGGGUGGACAUGUCGCUUUCAGGCAUCGCUAAGCAUAUACCUGUCGUGGAUAAGAAAAAGGCCCGAAACAUUAAAAACAAGAGGCUUCUCAUUCACACAAACGAUGCUAUGGAGCUAAAAAUUACAUGGGAAGACGCCCAGGAGUUGCUUCGUCCGUCUCCCACUUCGAAGCUGUCCGUUGUGAUGGUCGAGGACCAUGAAUUUGAGGAAUUCGAAGAACCUCCGGUUUUUGGAAAACGCACAGUCUUCACUUCCCGGCCUUCAGGAGAAAAGGAACAGCUGGCGCAAUGCGACAGUUGUUUGAAAUGGCGAAGAUUGCCUGUGCAUGCUCUUCUUUCGGUAAAGUGGUCGUGUGCCGACAAUAAGUGGGACUUAAAAAGGUGUUCAUGUUCGGCUCCAGAGGACAUAAAUCCAAAGGAUCUGGAGAACAUUUGCAGUAUUCACAAGGAUUCGAAGAGACGGAAGAUUUCGUUUGACAAUCGGGUACCGAAAGCGGGAGAGCCUUCCGGGUUGGAUGCCUUGGCGACCGCCGCAGUUCUCGGCGACAAUUUAGGCGACGCCGCAGCGGAGUCGUCGGUCGUGGCCACGACCCGGCAUCCUCGACACCGACCCGGCUGCAGCUGCAUCGUGUGCAUUCAGCCGCCGAGCGGGAAGGGGAAGCACGAGCCGACGUGCAAGUGCAACGUCUGCCUGACCGUGAGGCGCCGUUUCAAGACACUGAUGAUGCGCAAGAAGAAGCGGCAAUCCGAGCGCGAGGCGAAUAUGAGUAUGAAUAUGAACACCCCAAAAAACGAGACGGAUUUGGACGAGGAGGCGAAGAAAGGACAGAAGCUCGACUUGAACUUUUAUCCUCGACGCGAACAGAAUGCGCCGAUGAACUCGGAAAAGGACGCCCCGCCGAGCAUGGGGCCUUCGCCGCCGUGAAUUGUCGGCGGCCGAGUCUCGGAGGCGUCGCCGACGGUUGAUGUCGAGAUGGUUUUGGGGAAUAGAUUAUACUGUGAUUAUUUCUACUUAUGAUAUACAUACACUAGUGUAAUGUUGUUUCCUUGUUUGUUUUUGUCACAGCGCCCUUUGUGAGAUUUUUAACUUCAAUUUUUUAUAUACUAAAAAAUUCUUAUAGGUUUUA
This is a messenger RNA of Andrographis paniculata, 2971 nucleotides long. RefSeq names its product B3 domain-containing transcription repressor VAL1. Gene Ontology annotation, molecular function: DNA binding; zinc ion binding. The transcript is spliced from 14 exons. The coding region runs from base 529 to 2769 and encodes 746 amino acids. The record is from RefSeq and is a predicted model, not a curated record. NCBI's taxonomy places the organism in Eukaryota, Viridiplantae, Streptophyta, Magnoliopsida, Lamiales, Acanthaceae.